AUGUCUGGUAAACCGCCGACCCCUGGUGAAGGCACCGCAAACAAAUCUGGAGGAUACCGCGGGUCCGGGCGUGGCAACUGGCGCGGACGCGGCCGUGGAGACAGUCGUCGCGAUAGACCUGCGAAACACGGCGGAGGCAGUACUCAGGAUGGUGCGCAGGAGGAUCCAAGUGCCCCUGUACGAGAGAAGUACGAGUCAAAGCCUCCGUUGACACACUUUCUCGCACUGCCUCUGGGCCACCACGCCGACCUGCGCGAGCGCGUGUCCGCCUUCACGCGCUCGCUGCUCGACAGCGCGCCCGCGAUCCCGGGGCUCGAUGAAUCCGUCGUCAUCUCCCCACGCAGGCUGCACAUCACGCUCGGGGUCAUGUCCCUCAGCGACGCCUUACCCGACGCCUUGCCUUCCAGAUCAGGCCCUGCUUCCACCCAGGCUGGAGAGAGCGCAUCCGGGACCCCGCGCACGGUCGCCGCAGCCCUCGCGCUCCUGCGCGAACUGCGGCCGCGCGUGCAGGCGCUGCUCGCGGGCGCACCGCUCCGUGUCGCGCUGCGGCACGUCGACAUCAUGCGCCCUGACAGGGGCGACCCCGAGCGCGCGCACGUCAUGUGGGCGGGCCCAUCGCUCGAUAGCGAAGACGCGCGUCACUUGAAGCGCGUCGCAGAGUUUGUGAACGGGGAGUUCAGGAAGGCGGGGCUCGUCGUUAACGAGAGGCGACCCCUCAAGUUGCACUGUACGAUCCUGAACACAGUUUAUCGACGCCCUAAACCUAGAGGUCCGCGGGUGCCAUUCUCGUACACCGCUGUCCUCUCGUCGCCGGCCUUCGAGGCUAUCAAGGUCCAGAACCAAGGCGUGGCUGCUGAAGCCACAGUAAAAGAAGCAGAUAUUUCUGUUCCCGAGCUCACAGAGGCAGCUGCAGAAGUGUCAGUAACUGCAAUGCAAAGGCGAAACGAUAGGCGGAAAUCUGUCGAGGUAGGCCUUGGAGAAUACACCAUCGAUGAGAUUCAAGUCUGCAAGAUGGGCAGCUGGGGCCCCGAAGGCGAAUACGUUUGCGUUGGCAGUAUCGCUCUCGACUGA
Messenger RNA from Phanerochaete carnosa HHB-10118-sp, 1071 nucleotides. RefSeq lists its product as uncharacterized. Gene Ontology annotation, cellular component: nucleus. The transcript is spliced from 5 exons. The record is from RefSeq and is a predicted model, not a curated record. NCBI's taxonomy places the organism in Eukaryota, Fungi, Basidiomycota, Agaricomycetes, Polyporales, Phanerochaetaceae. Gene Ontology annotation, biological process: regulation of DNA-templated transcription; DNA alkylation repair. Bases 1 to 1071 code for a protein of 356 amino acids.